AUGGAGGGAGGAGCUGAGGUCAAUCACAUGCUAGCCUCCAGGUCAUUGGGGAGUAGGUCAAGCAAGUUGUUCGGCCAUCCAACUUUCGGGGUAACAUGGUUGAGCGAGAACUUUCAGGCCGGUCAUAAAGGUGUAACAAAUACGCCUGUUUCUCGUUGGUGGAAUAAUCUCUUCUAUGGAAAGCAAGUUACCAGUAUUGAAUCCCUGCAACUAUGA
Protopolystoma xenopodis is the source of this 216-nucleotide messenger RNA. Lineage: Eukaryota; Metazoa; Platyhelminthes; Monogenea; Polystomatidea; Polystomatidae. The record is from the annotation of a GenBank genome assembly.